Molecule: messenger RNA, 648 nt
Organism: Caenorhabditis briggsae
Lineage: Eukaryota; Metazoa; Nematoda; Chromadorea; Rhabditida; Rhabditidae
Gene: Cbr-ran-1
Product: Protein CBR-RAN-1
Exons: 5
Coding region: 1-648 (215 amino acids)
Biological process (GO): ribosomal subunit export from nucleus; protein import into nucleus
Cellular component (GO): nucleus; cytoplasm
Molecular function (GO): GTP binding; GTPase activity
Source: RefSeq, a predicted model, not a curated record
AUGUCUGGUGGAGACGGCAUCCCAACUUUCAAGCUUGUCCUCGUUGGAGAUGGAGGUACCGGAAAGACCACUUUCGUCAAGCGUCACUUGACUGGAGAAUUCGAGAAGAAGUAUGUCGCUACACUUGGAGUCGAAGUACAUCCACUCGUCUUCCACACCAAUCGCGGACAAAUUCGUUUCAACGUGUGGGACACUGCUGGACAAGAGAAGUUUGGUGGUCUUCGUGACGGAUACUAUAUCCAAGGUCAAUGCGCCAUCAUCAUGUUCGAUGUCACUGCUCGUGUAACCUAUAAGAAUGUUCCAAACUGGCAUCGUGACUUGGCCAGAGUAUGCGAAAACAUCCCAAUUGUUCUCUGCGGAAACAAGGUUGACGUCAAGGAUCGUAAAGUCAAGGCCAAGACUAUCACUUUCCACCGAAAGAAGAACCUUCAAUACUACGACAUUUCCGCCAAGUCCAACUACAACUUCGAAAAGCCAUUCCUUUGGCUCGCCAGAAAGCUGCUCGGAGAUCCAAAUCUCGAGUUCGUUGCCAUGCCAGCUUUGGCUCCUCCAGAGGUUCAAAUGGACCCAGCCAUGAUUGCUGAAUACGAGAAGGAUCUGGACAACGCCGCCAAGGCUGAUCUUCCGGAUGACGACGACGAUCUUUAA